Molecule: messenger RNA, 561 nt
Organism: Dichomitus squalens LYAD-421 SS1
Lineage: Eukaryota; Fungi; Basidiomycota; Agaricomycetes; Polyporales; Polyporaceae
Exons: 1
Source: RefSeq, a predicted model, not a curated record
GAUGAUCUUACGGAGGAGGAUCUUGAGUGUCUGCGCCCGUUUGCGCUCAAGGUGGAUACACAUAUGCCUGGGAAGACAUUCGAGAAGCUUGCAUACACAUUCCCACAUGCUCGUCUGUCAUCUUGGAAGGCUAUCCAAUCCCGAGUCGCCCAGCUCUCAGGAUUUGAGCCCGAACUGUAUCACUGCUGUGUCAAUUCAUGCUGCUGUUUUGUCGGCCCACAUAGUGAUCGUGAAACUUGUCCGUACUGCGCCGAAGCCCGCUUUGAUGCCAAACAUUGUCCUCGAAAACUCUUUGUCUAUCUUCCAAUCACACCCCGCCUGAAAUCCUAUCUUGCCAACCCCGAUAUGGCCAAGAGGAUGGAGCAUCGGGGACGGGACUACGAGCACAACCCCGACGUCAUCAGAGAUGUCUACGACUCCUCUCACUACCGGAACCUUCGGAACAAGAAGGUUGUGGUCAAUGGACGUGAGCUCCCCCAUCGCUUCUUUGAAGAUCCACGAGACAUUGCCCUGGGCCUUUCCACGGAUGGAUUUGCACCUUUCCGUCGACGCACCAAGACC